Messenger RNA from Vollenhovia emeryi, 1892 nucleotides. Its product is annotated as UDP-glucuronosyltransferase 2B31-like. Gene Ontology annotation, molecular function: UDP-glycosyltransferase activity. Bases 206 to 1765 code for a protein of 519 amino acids. NCBI's taxonomy places the organism in Eukaryota, Metazoa, Arthropoda, Insecta, Hymenoptera, Formicidae. The transcript is spliced from 6 exons. The record is from RefSeq and is a predicted model, not a curated record.
CGGUAGUAUUAUGCAUCUUUAAAUACAUGUAAUCAUCUCCAACUCCCACAAUGGAGACCCUACUAUGUAUUACACAUGUGACUUAAACGAUAACAUGCAUCUGAAAUUGUCAGUCUAUCAUCGUGUGCAUCAACGAACAGUCGGCAAUAUGAUAUGAUAUAGAAAGUGCUUUAGAUUGAAAUUCACGUAAGAAUACGGAUAAAAAAUGCGAGUGCCACCAGUGAUUUUCCCUUUGUUGUUCAGCCUGGCGGUUUGCCACGGAUAUCGCUUGCUUGGACUAUUUCCCUUUCAAGGCAAGAGUCAUUUUGUUAUGUUCGAGCAGCUGUUGAAGGGUCUAGCUCGAAAGGGCCAUCAGAUCGACGUGGUCAGCAAGUUUCCAUUGAAAAAGCCUUAUCCAAAUUACACCGAUAUCGUAACGCUACCAAUGCCAAUAAAGCUGGUAAACAAUAUGACAUUUGAUAUCAUGCGGCAAUUGUUCGCCGAAAAUCCGACGUACAUUGUUGCGACAAUGGCAGGAAACGAGCUUUGCGAAUGCUUGGAACAUCCAGAAAUAAAACAGCUAGCGCAACCGAAGAAUCCACCCUACGAUGCAGUUCUUAUAGAGGUUUUUGGCGCGCACUGUUUCGGUAUCAUUGCCCAUCUACUGAAGGUUCCUUUGAUUGGGGUCAGCACUACGUCGUUGUAUCCAUGGCUACCUUCACUGAUCGCUCAACCUGAGAGCCUGGCCUUCGUGCCGAGCAAUGUUUUAAGUUUCACCGGUCGUAUGAAUUUCUGGCAACGUCUGUAUAAUACGGUGCGCACGUAUUACGACAAAUGGUAUUUCAAUUAUCUCACGACACGAGAGCAAGACAAGAUAAUAAGGGAGCAGUUCGGGCCGGACAUGCCGGGCGUACGGGAAUUGGAAAGAAAGGUGUCGUUGAUCCUCAUCAACUCUCACAUCGCGCUAAAUGGAAUACAGCCGAAGACACCUGCCGCGGUGGAUGUAGGGGGGCUCCAUGUCCAGGAUGAGGAUCAAAUGUUGCAGCCUGAAUUAGAAAAAUGGAUGAAUGAUAGCAAAAACGGUUUCAUCUAUUUUACUUUUGGCUCGAUGAUGAUGAUUGAAACGUUUCCACCCGAAUUUAUAAGGGUGCUUUAUGUAUCCUUAGGCAAAAUAGCACCUACAAGGGUUUUAAUGAAGAUUCCGAGUCCGGAAAAACUGCCUCCCGGUUUGCCCGGGAACAUUUACAUGUCACCUUGGAUGCCGCAAAUUAAAGUAUUGAGACAUCCUAAUAUAAAAGGCUUCAUCACCCAUGGCGGACUCAUGGGCACGCAGGAAGCCAUAACGUGCGGUGUCCCCAUGAUCGGUAUACCACUCUUUGCCGAUCAGUUUAUGAACAUCGACGCGUACGUCGCCAGAAACAUUGCCUUGCGACUGGACCUUGACACGUUUACCGAAGAAAGGAUGGAUGCAGCUUUAAACGCAAUCUUAUGGGACCCUUUGUACAUGGAAAGUGCGCGGAACCUGUCCCGACAAUUCCUCGAUCGACCAUUGAAUCCUCUUGAUACUGCUGCUUAUUGGAUCGAAUACGUCAUUAAGUACGGUGAGGAUUCCCUGCGAUCGCCCGCGAUGGAUCUGAGCUGGUGGCAAUUAUCUCUCGUCGAUGUGAUUGGCUUUCUCCUGUUGUGCGCAACAAUUGUUAUCGCUGUAACGGCAUACAUUACGCGUUUCGUGCUGGGUAUUAUAAACGGAGAUAACAGUUCGUCGCAUUUAAAAAAGACGAAUUAGUCCAUGUUAAUUAGAUAUAAAUAGAUUGCACAUUUUGCCUACUAUUUAUAUCUUUGCGAAGAAAUUCCCCCGAAUUUGGAGGAAACGUUGUUAUCGUUUCUCUUAAAUAAAGAUUUUGUUAAGAAGA